Messenger RNA from Hansenula anomala, 1215 nucleotides. Its product is annotated as alkene reductase. Bases 1 to 1215 code for a protein of 404 amino acids. The record is from RefSeq and is a predicted model, not a curated record. The transcript has a single exon. NCBI's taxonomy places the organism in Eukaryota, Fungi, Ascomycota, Saccharomycetes, Phaffomycetales, Wickerhamomycetaceae. Gene Ontology annotation, molecular function: NADPH dehydrogenase activity; FMN binding.
AUGUCUAGUGAAACUCAAUCAUUAAGUGCAACAAAAGCUUUCGAUCCAUUAAAAGUUGGUUCAAAUGAACUAUCAAAUAGAAUCGUUUUAGCCCCUUUAACAAGAUAUCGUGCUGCUAAUAAUCAUGAACCAUCUGAUUUACAAUUGGAAUAUUAUACUCAAAGAGCCCAAUAUCCAGGAACUUUGUUGAUUACUGAAGCAACAUUGGUAUCUGAACAAGCCGGUGGUUAUCCAAACGUUCCAGGUUUAUGGUCAGAAUCACAAACAAAGGGAUGGAAGAAAAUUGUGGAUUCAGUUCAUUCUAAAAAAAGUUUUAUUAGUGCCCAAUUGUGGAGUUUAGGAAGACAAGCAGAUCCUGGUUAUUUAGCUAGUCAAGGUUUGAGUUAUAUCAGUGCUUCAGAUGUUUAUAACAAUGAUGAUAAGAGAGCAAAAGCUGAAAAGGCAAACAAUCCAUUACGUGCUUUAACUAAGGAUGAGAUAAAAACUCAUGUUGAUUAUUUUGUAAAAGCUGCAAAAAAUGCAAUAUUUGGAUCUGGAUUUGAUUACGUUGAAAUCCAUUCAGCAAAUGGUUAUCUAUUUGAUCAGUUUUUACAAAGUUCUACUAAUAAAAGAACUGAUGAAUAUGGUGGAUCUAUUGAAAAUAGAGCACGAUUCUUAUUUGAGACUAUUGAUGCUCUGAUCGAGGCUGUUGGUGCAGAAAAAGUUGCAAUAAGAUUGUCUCCAUGGGGUACAUAUGGUGAAAUGGCUGGAGAUACAGAUACAGAAAUUGUUGCAAUUCAUAGUUAUGUUGCUUCAGAGUUGCAAAAAAGAAAACUGGCUGGUAAUGAAAUUGCUUAUUUAUCACUUGUUGAGCCUGAAGUCACUGGUGAUACUGAUGCCUCCAAAGUGAAUGUUAACAAUGACUGGAUCUUUUUGAUUUGGAGAGGUGUUGUUUUAAGAACCGGUGCUUUUGCUAGUUCUACUCCUGAUUAUAGACGUAUUUUUGAUGCUGUUAGCCAAAAUGAUCGUACUUUAAUCGGUAUUGGGAGACAUUUCUUAGCCAACCCAGAUUUACUUCAUAGAUUGCACGAGGGAAUUGAAUUGAACAAGUAUCAUAGAGAAACGUUUUAUACUCCUGGUAUUAGUUAUGGUUAUACUACAUAUCCAAAUGCAGGCGAGGACUGGAUAUCUAAAGAUGAUCCUGCAUCUAAAAAGGAAGCUAAAGUUAUCGCUUAA